AUGCUCACCGAAGCCGAGUGGGCGGACGCGCUCUUGCCGCUAUGGAAGGAGUACUUUGGCUCGGAGGACGACGUCGACCUCGUCAAGUCUGACUUCCUCGGGCCGCUGCUCCAGUUCCACGCGCUCCUCCGCGACUGCCGGCAGCCCGACGGCUUCCUCGCCCAUGUCAACCUCAUGGAGGCGACGGUCGUGACGAUCCUUGCCAAGCACCUCUUUAGCCUCUUUGGCGACGACGCGCAAGAGUGCUUCACGGUCGGGUACGAGCACUACCUCCGGUCGCUGGGCCUCGCGCUGUGCAUGCUGCGCCACGAAGACGAGAUUGCGGCUUCCGAGUACGACAUGCUUCCGCGCGAUAAGCUCGUGAUGACCAAGGACAAGAUCCACGUGCGCAUCGUGGGCUGGGAGCCCGAGACGGCGAUCGGCGACCUCAAGGCCCACGCCGUCGACACGUUCGUCAGCGUCACGGGCACGGUCAUCCGCGUCAACGCGAUCAAGCCGCUUGUCGUCUGGUGCGAGUUCCUCUGCGAGAAAUGCGAAGGCGUCACGCCCCGGUACUUUCCCGACGGCAACUUUGACCCGCCGCCGAGCUGUGCCAGCUGCAGAAGCAAGGCCGCGCUCGUGCCGCACCGCAGCUCGGCGCGCACGGUCGACUUUCAAAAGAUCAAGCUACAGGAGGUCGACAACUGCGACGCGGCCGCGGGACGCAUUCCGCGCAUGGUCGAAGUCGAGCUCUUGGAAGACCUCGUCGACUCGUGUGUGCCUGGCAGUGUCGUCACAGUCUGUGGCGCGGUCAAGGCCAUGAACUCGGAGCUCCACGGCGGCAAGUACGGCAAGCAAGCCCAGGCCAGCAGCCUCUAUGUGCUCUACCUCGUCGCGAAUUCAGUGACGAGCAUCACGCAGUCCGAGGUCGUCUUCAAUAUGCUUUCACAAAAGCGAGCUUAUCGGCGUCGCGACCUCGAUGGCAUCUACAAGAUCGCUCACAUGGACCGCGUGUUUGACCGGCUCAUUCACUCGUUUUGUCCUGGCAUCUUCCGCAACGAGCUCGUCAAGGCGGGGCUUUUGCUCGCUCUCUUUGGCGGCGCCCAGCGCAAGGAGGAUGCGGGCUUCACCCGCAGCGACUCGCACGUGCUCAUGGUCGGUGACCCGGGUCUCGGGAAGAGCCAGAUGUUGCGGGCCGUCUCGAUGGUGACACCGCGCGGCAUUUACGUCGGCGGCAACACGACGACGACGACGGGGCUCACGGUCACCAUGGUCAAGGACUCGUCCGGUGACUACGCUCUCGAAGCCGGCGCGCUCGUUCUCGCCGACCAGGGAGUGUGUUGCAUUGACGAGUUUGACAAGAUGGGCAUCGACUACCAAGCACUACUGGAGGCCAUGGAGCAGCAGAGCAUUAGCAUUGCCAAGGCGGGCAUCGUAUGCAACUUGAACGCACGGACGUCGGUAAUUGCAGCCGCCAACCCCUCUGGCGGGCACUACAACCGAAGUCGGAGCGUCUCGGAGAACCUCAAAAUGAAGGCGGCGUUGCUCUCGCGUUUCGACCUGAUUUUCGUGCUCCUCGACCGGCCGGACUCGAACCGGGACCACAUGCUCUCGGAACACGUCAUGUACAACCACUUGACGUCCAAGCAGAAGCGUCAGCGCGUCGAAAUGGGUCUUGGGUCGCAGAAGAAAUGGUACUUCAACUCCCUCUUUGGCUACACUUAUGUACGUAUGGAGGGUAGGUCCCAGUCGCGCGCUAGCCAAGGGCCGCCCGCCGACAUUAGGAAUGCAGACGACGGAUCGCUCAAGCAGCGGCUCAUGGCCAACUGGGCCGAGCUCCAAGAAGCACCGAUCUCGAUCUACCUCAUCCGGCGCUACAUCGCCUACGCGCGGAAAUACAUCCACCCGAAAUUGUCGCCGGAAGCCAAGACCUUUUUACAGGAAAAAUAUUUGAAAAUGCGCGCCGACGCCGAGACAUCGGCCGACGGCAUCCCGAUCACGAUGCGGCAGCUCGAGUCGCUCAUCCGGCUCGCGCAGGCGCGCGCCAAGAUCGAACUCAAAGAGGUCGUCGAGGUGCAGCACGCCUACGACGUGGUCGAGAUCAUGCAAGAAUGCUUGCUCGAUACGUACACGACCGAGGACGGUGACUUGGACUUUGGCCGGUCGGGUGGUCUCAGCCUCUCGAAAAAGGUCAAGGCGUAUAUGGCGCGGCUCAAGAAGGCAGCAAUCACGCGCAAUUCGACCAAGUUUAGUAUGGACGAGCUUCUGGAAGUCGCCAACAGCAUGGCGCUGCAGGUCGACGACUUUCGCGACUUUAUCGAUAUCUUGCGCAACGAGUGCUACGUGCUCAAGCAAGGCCCCAACGUCUACAAGGUGCAGCUGUAG
This is a messenger RNA of Saprolegnia parasitica CBS 223.65, 2364 nucleotides long. RefSeq lists its product as hypothetical. Gene Ontology annotation, biological process: DNA replication. Lineage: Eukaryota; Oomycota; Saprolegniomycetes; Saprolegniales; Saprolegniaceae. The transcript is spliced from 11 exons. Gene Ontology annotation, cellular component: MCM complex; nucleus. Bases 1 to 2364 code for a protein of 787 amino acids. The record is from RefSeq and is a predicted model, not a curated record. Gene Ontology annotation, molecular function: single-stranded DNA helicase activity; single-stranded DNA binding; ATP binding.